UUUUCCUCCGUGCGGCUGCUUGGCAUGGGCCUACACCUUCACUAAAGCCUCGGGAUGCCGGAGGAAGGCCCACCGCAGCGCGAUAUGCUCCAGCUCCGCUCCCAUAACAGCCGCAGGCGUGCGAACGCCGUGUUCUGUAACCGGAGCCAGCGCUCCGUACAACCCAUAUGGAUAAACUUUGAGGGGGCGCCUCAGGCCUACCCUAUCCUGCCCCCCCACACCGGCCGCAGGAUGGUCACUUACUUGGGGCACAUCUGGCUCUUCAGAGAUCUUGAUACAAACGUGGGUCUGCUGGCCAACAGAGAAGAGCUCUACGUUCCUUCCCCUAAUGCAAACGCGGAGCCGGUUAUGGUUAACAUAACAUUGCCAGUUUUCAGUCUUAAAGAAUGGUGCAUCCAGGCGAUCAGGAAGAUUGUGAAGCCCGAGGAUUACCGAAAUUUAGACAUUGUUGCGUCUUUAUACGACGACUUGGAAAAUCACCCCAGUGUUGACAAGGACUUGCGCCGAUUGGCUGUUGGAUUCCGGGAACAAUCCAGAUUAUCCAAUCCAGAAGCUUGAAAGCCGCGCUCACGAAUUGUAAUACCCUUUUAGUGCAGCUAGCUGUACAUACUGCACCGAAGUCUAUUUCUCUCCUCUUUGGCACAGAACGGGUUUUUUAUAUUAGAAAAUGAAGUAAAUGCCUAUAUUUGUACUUAUUUGAAGGACCUUAUUUCUACUGAUAAGAAUUAUCUAAUAUCUGUAACGGUGAUGACUACUAGCAUUCUUUUCUUAUUAUGUAUAUAUGUUUAUUACUGUAAACAGAAUUAUUAUUUGCAGUCUAGUUCA
Messenger RNA from Spea bombifrons (plains spadefoot toad), 825 nucleotides. It is a transcript of the gene VHL, whose product is annotated as von Hippel-Lindau tumor suppressor. The record is from RefSeq and is a predicted model, not a curated record. Lineage: Eukaryota; Metazoa; Chordata; Amphibia; Anura; Pelobatidae. Bases 55 to 558 code for a protein of 167 amino acids. The transcript is spliced from 3 exons.